CUGGUCACGUGGUAAGAGGAGGACGUCAAUAAUGUUGUUGUUGGUGGCGGCGGAGAGGAGAAGGGACGGGGGAACGGGAGUGUGGCGGACUGUAAAUAUGGUCGUAGUGAAACCCUAGGAGGUGAGUCGCGGCCAGGUUGUGGAAAUUUCAUGCUACAGCCACGCUCGAGACGUUGCGAGCCGCGAUGGGAGCCGGAGUUGGGAGGAAGACACCUCCGCACUAAAACACGUUCCAGGAGGACCCGCCGACAUCCACGGUAACCGUGGAGUGAGAGAAAGCCCGUGCGUGCGUGCGUGCAUGCGUGACUUCCCCGCUAAUUUCCUUCUAUUGCUCAUCGAGAAACGUUGACAGAGGAGGAGGUUUAAUUCAUCAGUUUGUUUGUCUGUCCUUGAUCUGUCCUGCAACACAUGGCUGACUCAGAGGACCCCCUAUAACACUCACCCACACAGACUUGAAGGACCAGAAGGCAGAGACCAGAAUCAGCCUCCAUGAAUUCAUCACACUCUUCAGUGGUGGAGGUGAAAAGCAGCCUCCCAUCAGGCAUGCAGAGCUCAAUUGGAGGAGCAAGUGAACAGCGAGUAGCAGGUGGAGAAGGUUCAGAAGAAGGCUCAAGUGGUGGAGCAGGCCCUGUGGACCUGCGGACUGAGCCCAGGUUGGGAACUUUGUCUGUUGGAACUGCAGGAGUGGAUACCAGCUUGAGAGAGCAGCAGCUUCAACAUGAACUAGUGCUACUUAAACAGCAGCAAGAACUCCAGAAACAACUGCUAUUUGCUGAAUUCCAGAAAAAACAUGACGUACUAACCAGACAACAUGAAGUCCAGCUACAGGAACACCUAAAGCAACAACAGGAGCUGUUAGCAGCAAAACGACAGCAAGAGUUGGAGCAGAAGCGAAAACUCGAACAGCAAAGACACGAAGAGCAAGAGAAACAACGACUGGAGCAACAGCUGCUUCUACUUCGGAAUAAGGAGAAAAGCAAAGAGAGUGCCAUUGCCAGUACUGAGGUGAAGUUGAAACUGCAGGAAUUCCUUCUCAAUAAGAAGGAGCCUGCUAUCGGUGGACUAAAUCAUUCCUUCUCCUCAAAGUGCUGGGGAGGCCAGAACACUUCCCUGGAGCAAAAUUCUCCACCUCAGAGUAACACUCCAGGAACUCCUCCGUCUUAUAAACUUCCAUUACUCGGUAACUACGAGGGCAAGGAUGAUUUUCCACUCCGCAAGACAGUGUCAGAGCCUAAUCUGAAGGUGCGUUCAAGGUUGAAACAAAAAGUAGCUGAGAGGCGAAGCUCUCCACUCCUCAGAAGGAAAGAUGGGACAGUCAUCAGCACCUUCAAGAAAAGAGCCAUUGAGAUUUCAGGUUGCAUACAUGAUACCGUGAAAGAUUGUACUGUCUCCCCUCUCUGUAAUAGCGCUCCAGGUUCAGGGCCCAGUAGUCCCAACAGUUCUAAUUCAGCUAUUGCUAAUGGCAACACUGGAUCUGUCCCCAAUAUACAGACUGAGCUUCGCUCCCUUCAUCAGACGCUAGGGGCUGAUGGGACAUUGAGCCCGCUAAGUCUGUACACAUCGCCAUCUCUGCCCAAUAUCUCGUUAGGGCUCCCUGCUAACACACACAUUACGGCCUCCCAGAAGAUGUCAAGUCAACAGGAGGCAGAGCGUCAAGCCAUUCAGUCACUCCGAGCGGGUGGAGCUCUAACUGGGAAGUUUCUCUCCACAUCCUCCCUCCCUGCAGGAGUUGGACAUGAUUUAGAGACUCAGCCUCCUAGCUCACACUCUGCACAUUCUUCAUUAUUACAACAUGUGUUACUACUGGAGCAGGCCAGACAACAAACUGCUAUGCUAUCUGUUCCCAUGUACAGCCAGUCGCCACUGGUUACAGCAGAGAGAGGUUUGUCCAGCGGCCUACGAUCAGUCAACAAGCUGCCUCGCCAUCGGCCUCUAGCUCGUACCCAGAGUGCACCUUUGCCCCAGUCGCCCCAGGCCCUCCAGCAGCUGGUAGUUCAGCAGCAACAUCAGCACUUUCUGGAGAAACAUUACAAGAUGCUUUCAAAGGGCUCAGACCUACCCAGACCACCUCCCACCCAUCCAGAGGAGACAGAAGAGGAGCUUACAGAGACCAACGACAUGCAGGAGGAUGAUGUAGGGACAAGCAUUCAGAGACUUCAGACGGAGGGGUCAGAUGACUGCACAAUCACCUCAGAACGACACAGUGUGCAUCCAAAGGAUGAAGAACGAGGAGCUGUACAUGUAAAGGGAGAGAGCACAGAAAGUGAACUGGAUGAAGAGGACGAAGAAGAAGAUGUCAUCCAGCUGGGGGACAGCGAGGAAGACGCCAAGAGUAGCUACUCUCAGGCCCUGCAACAUAUGGGUCUAUUCUCCUCCUCGUUGCCUCACAGACCACUGGGAAGAGCACAAUCUUCUCCUGCAGCCACCGUCAACCCUGUCAGACAUCUCUUUACUACAGGCCUUGUUUAUGACAGUUUGAUGUUAAAGCACCAGUGUGUAUGUGGCAAUGCCCACAUCCAUCCAGAGCAUGCUGGGAGAGUGCAGAGCAUCUGGUCCAGGCUACAGGAGACAGGCUUACUGGGCCGCUGUGAGAGAAUUCGUGGGCGUAAAGCAUCCCUGGAUGAGAUCCAGACUGUCCAUUCUGAGUUUCACACUCUGCUCUAUGGAACUAGUCCACUGAAUCGACACAAACUCGACCACAAGAAGCUACUGGGUCCCAUCAGCCAGAAGAUGUAUGCUGUUCUUCCGUGUGGCGGAAUAGGGGUGGACAUUGACACAGUGUGGAAUGAGAUGCACUCGUCUGCAGCUGUCCGCAUGGCAGUUGGCUCUGUUCUUGAGCUGGCCUUCAGAGUGGCAGCUGGGGAACUGAAGAAUGGCUUUGCAGUCGUGCGUCCACCAGGCCAUCAUGCAGAACAAUCCACUGCCAUGGGAUUUUGUUUCUUCAAUUCAGUAGCCAUCACUGCCAAGCUACUCCAGCAUAAACUGGGGGUGGGAAAGAUCCUCAUCAUGGACUGGGACAUUCACCAUGGCAACGGCACGCAGCAGGCCUUCUACAGUGACCCCAAUGUCCUCUACAUCUCGCUCCAUCGCUACGAUGACGGCAACUUUUUUCCCGGUAGCGGAGCACCUGAGGAGGUCGGAUCAGGUCCAGGUGUCGGCUUUAACGUGAACAUAGCGUGGACUGGAGGAGUAGAGCCCCCUAUGGGUGACGUUGAGUACCUCACUGCCUUCAGGAGUGUGGUGAUGCCCAUUGCUCAGCAGUUCAGCCCAGACGUGAUUCUGGUGUCUGCAGGCUUUGAUGCGGUGGAGGGUCAUCAGUCUCCUCUAGGAGGUUACAUUGUCUCUGCCAAAUGUUUUGGUCUGUUAACCCAGCUCCUGAUGGGUUUGGCUGGUGGGCGUGUUAUUAUGGCGCUAGAGGGGGGUCAUGACCUCACCGCCAUCUGUGAUGCAUCAGAAGCUUGCGUCUCUGCUCUGCUUGGAGACCCGAGUGACUCUGCAUUUCAGUGGCCUCAAGAGAAGCCGUGUCCAAAAGCAUGUGCCUCGCUAGAAAGAGUGAUAGAAAUUCAGAGUAAACACUGGUCCUGCCUCCAAACGCUGUCCCCGACGAGCAGCCACUCAGUAUCGGACGGGCCCCUGGGAGCCCAUCGUCAAUCGGACAAGGACGAGGCAGACACAGUUAGCGCCAUGGCCUCUUUAAGUGUUGAUGUAGAGCAGUCAUGUGCGACCGCCACCAUCAAUGAUGCCGGCAGGUCUACAGAAGAACCAAUGGAAGAGGAGCCUGUUUUGUAAAACGGACGCAUAGAUGAAUGCCACCUUAACUUCCUCCUGGCACCUACUCUACUUUCUUAUGGAUUGUGUAUAGGUACACACAGAUUCAUGCAGAGUGGAAAUGUUGUGGAUGACCACAAAUGGCCGCAUACGAAGCGCUCAAAAGGUCAGUUCUCUCCAUGUGAGGAGCAGAGAAAUUGUAAGCAUCUCUAUGGCAACCGGAGGAUAGGCACGUCAUCAUGGACACGCCUCUCGUGUAACGUUGACGCUCCCUGCUCCCCUUACAAGCUGCACAUAUCACCACUGAGUCCCCAUUUUUGGUCACAUCUGUGAGUGAGGGUCGGACAGUGCGGCUCACCGCUGACGGAGCAGGAAGUUGCAAGAUGUACAGAGGAUGAGAAGGAACUAGGUGCCUUUUUGUCCACUCACACACACACAUCCAAUCAGAAACAAGAAAACAGCAACCACCGCAGCACCUCAGCAAACGAACCAGCCAAUAAGGACUGAAGGAACACAGCAAUGCGCACACACUUACUGCUGUUGUUUCACAUGGUCACUUCAUUUUCUUGUUGUUUUCUUCUCAUCUAGUUGCCUUAAUUUGUUAAUGGUAUGUAUGUUGGAGAGGAAGAGGGAGAGAUUGUGACAGUUGGAAACACAUUUAGAAAGGGGGGGGUCCCAGCAAGCUUUAAAGAUGCUUUAUUUAUUCUUUGAACUAUAUGAUGUGUGUCACUUGAAACCACCACCUCGUUCUCCCUUUCUUUUCUUUAGAAAGAAGACUGUGGGAAUGUGGCAUGUGACCACGUGGCCCUCUUUUUUAUUUGUAGGUUGUUGUUUUUUAUUAUUAUUAAUAUUAUUAUUGUUGUACUGGUAUAAGUACGUCCUGUCUUGUUGCCCACAGUUGCAUCACGGUGUCGUUUUUCUAAAUCUGUAUAUAUGUCUAUGUAAAAAAAAAAAAAAAA
This is a messenger RNA of Syngnathoides biaculeatus (alligator pipefish), 4727 nucleotides long. It is a transcript of the gene hdac5, whose product is annotated as histone deacetylase 5. Lineage: Eukaryota; Metazoa; Chordata; Actinopteri; Syngnathiformes; Syngnathidae. The transcript has 29 exons. Gene Ontology annotation, biological process: chromatin organization; negative regulation of transcription by RNA polymerase II. Gene Ontology annotation, molecular function: histone deacetylase activity. The record is from RefSeq and is a predicted model, not a curated record. The coding region runs from base 490 to 3789 and encodes 1099 amino acids. Gene Ontology annotation, cellular component: histone deacetylase complex.